GACAAAGCCGGCACUUUGCAGGCCGGGAUCCUGGCAGCACACCAGCUGUGGCAGCGGGGAGGAGCACUGAGGACAGCCGGGCGGGGAAAGCACCGGCAGCACGGCCCGGCCUGCAGCGCGGCGCGGCCCUCCAUCAUGGCAGCGGCGGGCGGCAGCGGGGCCAGAUCCUGCUUCGUGCUGGGGGCCUCAGGGGCGACGGGGCGGGCGCUGCUGAGGGAGCUGCAGGCACGGCGGCUCUUCGCCAGGGUGACGGUGAUCGGGCGGCGCCGCCUGAGACUGGCCGAGGAGAGCGGCACGGCCGUGGAGCAGGUGGUGGUGGACUUUGAGCGGCUGAGCGAGCACGCCACCGCCUUCCGGGGCCACGACGUGGGCUUCUGCUGCCUGGGCACCACCCGGAGCAAGGCGGGCGCUGAUGGCUUCGUCCGCGUGGACCGGGACUACGUGGUGCAGGCAGCAGAGCUGGCACGGGCAGGGGGCUGCAAACACUUCGUCCUGCAGUCCUCGCAGGGCGCCAACGAGCACAGCCGCUUCCUCUACCUGCAGGUGAAGGGAGAAGUGGAGAAGCUGGUCCAGGCUGUUGGCUUUGAUCACUGCACCAUUCUCCGGCCAGCGGUGCUGCUGUGCGCGCGCCAGGAGUUCCGCCCCAUGGAGUGGAUCGCCCAGCACGUUCUGGGAGUCGUGGCCUGGCUCUUCCCCACCGCUUACUCGGUGCCCGUGGAAACAGUGGCGAGGGCAAUGGUGGCCAGCGUGCUGCAGCCGGGCAGGGGGAAGGUGGAGGUGCUGGAGAACAAGGCCAUCCAUCAGCUGGGAAAGGCAGAGCCACAGCUGGGCACAUAGGGCAAAACGGGUGGGCAAGAAGUGCUUGGCUCACCUUCCAGGUUCUCUUCUGAGCCAAGAAUGAGUGCGUGGGAGAGCAGUGGGGCAUUUGCGUGGGUGUCGGGGAGCCAGACGUGUGCUCCUUCAUGAGGCAGCCCAUUCUGCCAAACGCUGGUGGGUGAGGAGAAACGGUGCUCUGCUUCCUGAACCUGGGACGCAAAGCUGGGUAAGAGUUGUAUAACUCAAACACUUCUCUGAACUGAGGCCUCGAAUAAAAUCCUGUGACUGGUC
Molecule: messenger RNA, 1107 nt
Organism: Cygnus olor (mute swan)
Lineage: Eukaryota; Metazoa; Chordata; Aves; Anseriformes; Anatidae
Gene: HTATIP2
Product: HIV-1 Tat interactive protein 2
Exons: 5
Coding region: 136-837 (233 amino acids)
Biological process (GO): import into nucleus
Cellular component (GO): cytoplasm
Molecular function (GO): oxidoreductase activity, acting on the aldehyde or oxo group of donors, NAD or NADP as acceptor; NAD binding
Source: RefSeq, a predicted model, not a curated record